GCGGUUUUCCCUGCGGUGCGUUCGGAGGGGUUCCGCGAUGGAGGUCUCUGGCCCGGCCUCGAGCGCGGUCGGGCGGCCGUUGACAGAAGACGAGAUGGCCGACGUGAAGAAGGAGGCUUUAGAAAGGAUGCGUCCUUACUUGUGUGACAAAAUUAUAGCUGAGAGACACUUUGAUUACCUGCGUUCAAAGAAAAUACUCACUAGAGAGGACACAGAGGAGAUCUCUUCGCGAUCUUCUAGUAGGAAAAAAACUGGGAAGUUAUUGGACUACUUGGCAGAAAAUCCAAAGGGACUGGAUGCUUUGGUUGAAUCCAUCAGGCGAGAAAGAACACAAAACUUUCUGUUACAGAAGAUAACUGACAUAGUGUUGAAAGUCAAAAAUGAAAAACUCGAAGCUCUCAAAGGUCUAAGUUGCAGCACAUGUCUGACCUCGCUGUAUGGAGGAACAAAUAAUCUUUCUAGAUCAUAUUCCGAUGAAUCCAAUUUUUUUGAUAAAACAAAAGACAAAGAAUCUACUCAUAUGCAUAAUCCAGAAGAAGAUUAUAGCACUGCUGCAUUUAUGUCUGCUGUCUCUCUUCAUUCAAUGAAUCUACCUGUUGCAGAGAUGGGGAAUGCUGAGAGUGCAAUUUUUUCAGCCACUCUUCCAGGCCCUGGAGACCCUGGUGCACCCCCUCUCCCUCCAGAGCUCCAGUCAGAACAGCAAGAACCAUCUACUAGUUCCAGUGACAAUUGCUUUUUGCCUUUAAGGUCACGUUCUCUUCAUCCACAGUGAACUUAGUGACAUUUGUCUGUUCAUCCAAAUGCUACUGAAGCUGAGUUUCAGUCUUUUAAGGGUAAAAAAAUGUUUUCAAACCGCUAAUUUGGGUAAUCAGAGAGAAAAAUCAGUGCUACUUGAUGUUUU
This is a messenger RNA of Lagopus leucura (white-tailed ptarmigan), 901 nucleotides long. It is a transcript of the gene BCL10, whose product is annotated as BCL10 immune signaling adaptor. The record is from RefSeq and is a predicted model, not a curated record. Bases 38 to 772 code for a protein of 244 amino acids. Gene Ontology annotation, biological process: adaptive immune response; canonical NF-kappaB signal transduction; apoptotic process. Gene Ontology annotation, molecular function: protein kinase B binding; kinase activator activity; transcription coactivator activity. The transcript has 3 exons. NCBI's taxonomy places the organism in Eukaryota, Metazoa, Chordata, Aves, Galliformes, Phasianidae. Gene Ontology annotation, cellular component: cytosol; CBM complex.